AUGACUGAUUUAGAAAAUAUAAGAAAAGAGAUAACAAAAUUACAAACUGAGAAUGCAAAAUUAACAACAAAAGUUGUUAGGAAUAGAAAAAUAAUUGCUUAAAAAGAAGAAACAUUUAUUAAGGUUUAGAAUAUUGCAAAUGAAGAAGAGACAUUUGAUUCUGAUUCAACUUAAGCCUCCUUUAAAAUUAAACAAUUACCAAAUGGCAUGGAUAAAGUAAGAGAACUUUAUAAAACUGUGUGUUAAUGUGGAGGAGCAGCUAAAUUUAAGUAAUUUAAUAGAUUAUAUUUUUAGUGGAUUUUGUGAAAGUUGUGUAAAAAAGAUGAAAGAAGAUUAUGAAAAGGCUAUGAAUGAUUAUUUACCAAUAGCUCUUCAAUAUGAAAAAGUUUACUCAAGCAAUGUUAAUAAAGAAGUGAAAAUGUUAUCCAUUAAAAAUAAAAUAGAUAGCAUGAAACAAAAAAUUAAAGAAGGGGACAUUAACUUUUAGGAUGAAAGUUUAAAAAUAUUGUAGGAUGAAAUCAAUUAUUUAAGAAAAUAAAUUAAAAUUAUUUAAAUGGAAGUAAUCGAUUUUUAUCAUAUUUAGUAUGAAGUUUAAUAAAAAGAAUUUGUUAGAUAUGUUGAAGAAUAAAAUAAGGUUUAGGAAGAUUUAGAAAUGAGAUUAGCUAAAAAAGAAAACAAGAUCUAAAAAGUUUAGUUCGAAAUAGAAAAAUUACUCUUAAAAAACAAAAAAAUUGAAGAGAACAUAGACUUUGCCAAAGAAGAAUUAGAAAGCUAUGUAAAAUGAAUCUUUUCAUAAUUAUAUUACUUAAAUAAAGAUCGGA
Messenger RNA from Paramecium sonneborni, 821 nucleotides. Lineage: Eukaryota; Ciliophora; Oligohymenophorea; Peniculida; Parameciidae. The record is from the annotation of a GenBank genome assembly.